UGUGGCGAGCGUGCGCGCAUUCGUAACGAUCGAAUGUUGUGCCGCUCAGUCAACAAAUCGCAAUCAGCUAGCCAGUUUAAUAUGUAAACUGACGCGGCCAAUAGCACAACAACUUGCUGGUGCAGUGCGGCUAGAAGUGAUGCCAAAUAGCGCGCGCGUUAACGAAAUUACGAAAAGCGAAAAAGUUAGUGAUUUAAAAGGUAAAAGUCAAACAAAAAGAUCGAAAAUUGCAAAACUUAUUGCCAACAUAAAUGAACUGCGCAAAAUGUUUCUCCGUCGCGCCAUACAAGUCGCCACAGUGUUGAUUUAUUGGUUUGUUAUUGUGCCGGUGAUUGCCAAGUAUUUGGAGGACAUCAAAUGGAUGCGUCGCGGCAAAUGGACACGCAAGAAAUUGGGCUUCUAUGGCAUUGCUGCAUUCACUUUCAUCUUCGUCUACUUUCUCUGCAUGUACGCGUACAUGUUGUGUAAGCGUUGGGAACGUAAAAUACUUACCGACAUGAAGCAGUCGGGCAGCAAGGCGGCCGAGUCUGAGGCACCCUCAGCAGCCACAUCGAUGGCCACCGUGGCCGAAAUAGAGCCACUCGAGCGUAUGCGUCCAACGCGACCAGCUCUUCUGCCAGCGCCAGCUGCUAGCAGUGCUAGUGCGCGCCUAUUGACUAAGGAGCAGCAGGCGCAGGAAAAGGACGCGAACGUGCAUCAACUACAACAACAGCAGCAGACGGGCACACGCAGCAAAGUGAAAAUUCUACGUUCAGCACCGAAAAUACCAACAGUACAUCGGCUAUUACCGUCACCUACAACCACCACAUUGCCGGUAAUUGUUACCACACCGCUGGCGCCGCUGCAAGAGCAGCCGCCCUAUGGCAGUGAACUCGAGGCGAAAAAUAAAAGGUUAAGUCGCGCGGAACGUUUAACAGCGGAAUUAGCGGAGAUUUUGCGGCGAUAUUAUCGCAUGAGUACGGGCAACGGCACUAAUAAGGCAACGACAACGAUGAUGGAGCGCGUGUGAAAAGCGAUUUGGGGCGGGGUUAAAGAUAGCAUUGUGAUUGAACAGCGUAUUAGAGAAAAUUAGUUUUACGAGUUUCUUAAGUAGGACACUUAAGCAGGAAUAACGAAAGCUAUUGGGAUUUUUUCUAGCACACUUUGAAAUGGUAUUUUGAUGAGAAUCCUUAAUUGAAGCUUUUUAUUAUUGAAUAGCAAAAGCAUAAAUACGAAAUUACGAAUGCGAAAAAAAAAUGAAAUGAGAAUGCGAAAUUUUCGACGAAAUCUCUUUGAUUUAUGAACAAAAAGUGAAAAUAUAAGUAUGUAUGUGCGAAUAAAAUACAAAUACAAAUUUUAAUCGAAGAUAAUGGGAAUAAGUGAGGAACAUUUAAAAAUACUAAAACAAAAAUAUAACGAUAAAAGUGAAAUAAGAAAUGAUUAAAAAUCGCAGACAAUGCAAUUAAACCAACGUAUCAAAAUACUUUUGUGGUGUUAAUAAAUAAAUAUUUUUUUUUUUUUUUUAGAAAAACCUUUGCUGAUAACUUUAUAUAUAUGUAGUAAUCUUCAAAAAUUCGAUAUUUUCGAGUUAAAAAAUAUAAAUAGUGAAUGUUUUCACUUAAGAUUUUGUUAAGGAAACUUAAAGUAGGUGAAAGUUUGGCCGAAAGCCAUUCCAAUAAUAUAAAAAACAGCAAGCAGUAAGUAUUGCAAAAUAUUGUGAAAUCGCUGAAAAUAUAAACUAAAUAACUGAAAGUUUGCACAAAAGCAAUACGACAGCAUAACAAGACAACAAGCAAUAGAUAUUACAAAAGUUGGUGAAAUAACUAAGCAUUUGAUAUCAGUCAAUUAUUAUAAAAUGUAGUUGUGGUAAUACGUGAAAGGUUGCCCGUAAAAGCCGUCAAAAAAGCUUACUCAAGAAUAUUAGUGUUAAAGAUAGAUAAAAGACAACUGCCUAGAAAAACAAUAAAUGUUUGGAGGCAAGUUUUUAUGAAAGCGUCCAUUGAUUCAGAAAUGUGCAAGCACGGUUUCAACAUUUCUCGAAUCAUAUAAUAUACCUAUAGCGCUAGUGAAAGUUUUAACUUAAUUAUCUGUUCAGGACGCUUCGACUGAGUGAAAGUUUGGACUAAAGCGUUUUCAACAAUAUAAAAAAAAAACAACAAGCAAUAAAUAUUAAAACAUAUGGUGAAACAACUAAGCGCUUUAUUUCAGUCAGUCAUAAAAUAUAUGCGGUUUUAGUAAAAGGUGAAAGCUUGACAGUGAAAGCGCGCAAAAAGGCUUUCGCUAAAAAUUAGCGUAAGACCCGGAAGAAAGCAACUGACUAAAAACGUAAUAAAUACAACGAGUGAUCUAAUGAGGCAAUAGGCGCACGCAUACGUAUCUGCGCUUAAAAAUUGUAUGGAGCUCUAAGCGACAAACUUUAUGUGCGCUUAUAAAUA
Molecule: messenger RNA, 2414 nt
Organism: Rhagoletis pomonella (apple maggot)
Lineage: Eukaryota; Metazoa; Arthropoda; Insecta; Diptera; Tephritidae
Exons: 1
Coding region: 140-1009 (289 amino acids)
Source: RefSeq, a predicted model, not a curated record